Messenger RNA from Pyrenophora tritici-repentis Pt-1C-BFP, 768 nucleotides. Its product is annotated as ubiquinone biosynthesis protein COQ9, mitochondrial precursor. Gene Ontology annotation, molecular function: lipid binding. Gene Ontology annotation, cellular component: mitochondrial inner membrane. NCBI's taxonomy places the organism in Eukaryota, Fungi, Ascomycota, Dothideomycetes, Pleosporales, Pleosporaceae. Gene Ontology annotation, biological process: ubiquinone biosynthetic process. The record is from RefSeq and is a predicted model, not a curated record.
AUGCCGCCAGCACGUUUAGGCAGCUCGCUAUUCGGGACGUUCCGAGCAGCCUCAAUCCGUCCAGCAGCAACCUCGCGACAAUGCUGUCUGUACCAUUCGUACGAUUACGCCCAACCGCCGCCGUUUCCGCCUGCAGAGUCGGCCAUCCUAUCCUCCGCAUACGCACACGUUCCCCGUCAUGGCUUCACCAUAGAUGCGCUUAAGCUUGGUGCCCGCGACGCCGGCUACCUUGAUGUUUCAACCAACUUGCUGCCGCGGGGCGUCUUCGAUCUUGUAAACUACCAUCUGGUAACGCAGCGAUUGGCAUUGCAAAACAAUGUACAGUUUCCGGAUCAAGCAGAGGCCGGCAAGAAGAUGGGCAUUGGUGCCAAGGUCAGAACUCUGACACUUGCGCGGUUACGAGCAAACGAAAGUGUUAUUGACCGAUGGCAAGAGGCACUCGCCAUCAUGGCCCAGCCUACGUACAUGCCUGCUUCAUUCGCCGAGCUAGCGAAGCUGGCAGACGAAAUAUGGUUCCUGUCAGGCGAUCAAAGUGUCGACAGCAGCUGGUAUACGAAACGAGCGACCCUCUCCGCAAUCUACUCGUCGACGGAAAUAUACAUGACGCAGGACAAGUCGCAUAACUUUGUCGAAACGGAGCAGUUUCUGGACAACAGACUGCAAGACUUGAUGAAAGUCGGCGGCUUCGUGGGAGGGCUGGGUGAAUGGCUCAACUAUACGGGUCAUUCCACGAUCAACGUCUUGAGGAGCAAGGGCGCACGCAUCUGA